Messenger RNA from Saccostrea cuccullata (small rock oyster), 1726 nucleotides. RefSeq names its product interferon-induced protein 44-like. Lineage: Eukaryota; Metazoa; Mollusca; Bivalvia; Ostreida; Ostreidae. The annotation marks the transcript as partial. The transcript is spliced from 4 exons. Gene Ontology annotation, molecular function: GTP binding. The record is from RefSeq and is a predicted model, not a curated record.
UCUUAUUGCAACCUGAAGAAAUCGCUCGUGGACUAUAAACCAUUGCCAGGGACAAAUGUGUCCGCAGCAAACAUUCUUCUGAUUGGUCAAAUUGGCGCGGGAAAGUCCAGCUUUUUCAACUCGGUCAACUCCAUUUUUCGCGGGAAAAUUACAAGUAAAGCCUCCAGUGGGAGCUUUGAACACAGUGUGACGACAGCGUUUAGAAAAUACAAAAUCAAAGACUUUACCUCAGGGAAAUUCCUUAACUUUCGUCUGUGUGACACACGAGGAUUUGAGGACGAAUUUGAAAUGGAUGUACAAGAAAUUGCUUUUAUCCUGGAUGGUAAUAUUCCGGAUCAGUACCAGUUCAAUCCAAUGGUUCCAAUGUCAUCAGAUAGUCCUAAAUUUAUAAAUGACCCGAAUCUACAGGAUAAAAUUCACUGUGUAGCCAUUGUGGUAGAUGGAAGUACCAUCGACGUCAUGCCUGAAAAAGUCCGUAAACAGAUAAAAGAUCUGCAAAUCAUCUUAAAUCAGAGAAACAUGCCACAAGUCGUCCUGCUGACCAAACUAGACAAUAUAUGCCCGGAUGUGGAGGAGGAUAUCUCAAACACGUUUACAAGUACAACUAUUGCUAAAGCUAUUAAGAAAGUGGGAGAAAUUAUGGGACUUCCACGUGGUCACAUCUUCCCGGUAAAAAACUUCGAAAAAGAGACCAAACUGAAUAUUGGUGCUGGUAUUCUUUUGAUGAACGCUGUACAACAGUGUCUUGACUUUGCGGAUGAUUUCAUGGAUGGGCAGCUUGAUAAAAUGGAUGCCGAGGGUAAAAGGACAAGAGAAAAGACUGGAUACUUGUGUACUUUGUCUUAAUGGCAAUGUGUUCUUUAUGAUUUAAAUUAUAGAUAUAAAACGGAUAAUUAUUAUCAAAAUAAUCAGCAUUUUAAUGCUCUUGUGAAGAAACUGACGGUUUUAAAUGCCUUCUUAUAAAUCAGAGUAACAAAUUCCUGAACUACGACAAAUGUAAAAUUUUGUUACUGCCAAUCUACUUAAGCUAUCAUUAGUCAUUAAAUGGUUGUUAGGGAAUGUAGUUUUAAAUUUUUCUUUUUGAUUUUAUUUUUUGGAAAAACUACUGUUAAGCAGAAAAGAUUGAUGUCAAAAUGAUUGGUGUAACACAAACGCUUUUUAUUGUUCAUAAACAUGUAAAGUCUGGUUUAAUAUCCAUCAUUGCAGCCCGGUGGACCGGGCUGCUCCAUACAUAUAAGUUUAAGUGUUGGUGUAUGGGGAUUGAGGUGGGAGAAGUUAUUCAGAAUUAAAGGUUUUCUUAACAUUAAAAAGACUGUAAAUCACAAUGUUUUUUCCCUUUAUAAAUUACGAUAUACAUAAUACAUUUACUUCCAUGAAUUUGUAAAAUAUAUAGGUUUUUGAUAUUAAAUAUAUAAAAUUGCGUACCCCUUUUUUAUCGAAAAAACGAAAGGUCCCUUUUGUAGAACAUCGAAUUUUACUUAUCGCAUAAAAACGUACUCUACACAGUUCAUGUUUUAUAUUGAUUUCUUAAAGUGAAAUACAUUUUUGAAAAUGGGUGACGCAUGAGUCUGGUUUCAAUUUAUAUUUCAUGCAGCCAAUAUUUACUUGAGAAAUUGAUAAUUAAUCGUUUUUUUUCGAUUUUUAUCCGACUAUAAGUUUUCAAAAUAUUCUCGACUAUCGUCUCCAUCACUUGGAAGGAUGCCUUUUUCACACAUAUUGAAGCGGA